This is a messenger RNA of Haplochromis burtoni (Burton's mouthbrooder), 4119 nucleotides long. RefSeq names its product protocadherin gamma-A7. The record is from RefSeq and is a predicted model, not a curated record. Bases 1645 to 4077 code for a protein of 810 amino acids. Gene Ontology annotation, cellular component: plasma membrane. Lineage: Eukaryota; Metazoa; Chordata; Actinopteri; Cichliformes; Cichlidae. Gene Ontology annotation, biological process: homophilic cell-cell adhesion. The transcript has 2 exons. Gene Ontology annotation, molecular function: calcium ion binding.
AUCUAAAAUAUUUUUGGUCUGGGUAAAAUGCUGCUUCAAAAACUCAAAAGAUCAAAUUAUGGUAGUCCAUUGUAUCGGUAUUGCACUUGCAGUGUGUAAAACCAAUAAAUAUGCAUGAAUUCUAUUUUAUUUUAUUUUAUUGCUGUUGUUCUUCAGGAUACAUACUAACUACUGUCUUUUUUCUUCUUUCUUUUCUUGGUGCAUUUCCUGGAUGAAUCUUCCACUUCAAUCUAAUAGGUAAGAUUAUUUUGAUUUCCCCUUUUCCCUGAAAUCUCACCCCAAACACUAAAAUCCUUAUCAUUGCAAUAUACAGCCACAAUUAAUAUGAAAUUCACAGUUCCCUUUACACAGUACAUGAUAGUAUUUCACCACAACCCAUGAUCUACAUUGACACUAGAUAUGAAAUGUUAUGAGUGUUUAUACAACAAAUAUCCCCAGAAAUGUUUCAUUGAAAGUCAUAUUGGUGCAGGACUGAGACUGCAGGUAGCAGUCUUGAAACACAGCAGCAACAUUACUCUAGUUUGUGUGCGUUGUGUAGUUCUACCCUAGGCUUUAUGCUACAUGAAUAUUAAUGUGAAUAUUUCUGGCUUCUGCUGUGGAGUCUUUGCCUAAAUAAUGCUCAAUCAUGGUGCACAAAAUAUUUUUGCUCUUCAGCAGGAUGCUAAUAUGUGUGAAGAGGGAAACAUGCAAGAAAGUAUCAAAACCUAUCAAAUUUAUCCAUUCCUUUCAGCUCUACAAAAAAGAAAACAAACCAAAAACAAACAAACAAACAUACUGCUCUGAAAUGUGUCAUUAUUUUUUCAUGCCUCUGGAUGAGUGUAGCAGUACUUUCAAUGUUGAUUCCACUGCUCAAAUCUAGGUCAUUGGACUCAUCAGUUAGAUUAGAUCAGAUUAUCUAUCCGUCUAUCUAUCCACUCCUUCUCUACUGUAUCUUUGUAUACAUUUGUUCAUUUAUCUAUGUAACCAUCUGUCAGCCUGCCUCUCUCUGCAGAUAUGCAGCUCAGUAUGGUUUUACACAGAAUCUGUGUGUUUGUCCACACUUCAGUCUCAACAUAAUGUUUGUCAAAUGAAUUCGCUCAAUCUCUUAUAUUUUUUAGUCUGCUGAAUAUAUUGUAUCAGAAAACGUUGUUGUUGCUGUCAGCCCACUCCAUUCACGGCAAAUUUUGGACCUACUUAGGUGGUCAUAAGAUGACUUGUAAACAGAGAUAAUAAUAAAACAGACAGUAUAUUAAUCACCCGUUAUGGAAAAAAUAUGCUUCAUUUAUUUAACUUAUUCGUUUAUCUUUUUAUUUAUGCUUAUCGAGAUCUUAUCGAGAUUUUGCUUUCUUUUGCAUGGGUGUUGCUAAAAAACAAUGUAUGUAGUAGUCAGGAAAGGCUAAACAGUGGAGCAUCAGUGCUCAGACACCUGCCGUUUUAGUUCAUCACUGCUGGUGGUGCUGUUGCCUAAGCAGACUUGUGCAAUGCGUAUUAAAGACACAAAGUCACCACCCGUCUUUAAAGGAGAUAGGCGAUGGCUAUUAAGCUGUCGUGGCUUUGGGUAAAUUUAAAAGAAGACUGUACACACUGCAAAGCCUCUAUGAUAAAUAGCUGGAGCUUUCUGUACCGAUGACUGUGUUGUUUUGGACCUGAUAUUACUGCGAAGAAAUGGAUAAUAUGAAGCACAACGGUACCCUGCGUCAGUGGAACGUCUCCAUUUUGCUUUUCUUUGUGGUUGCUGCUGUCACUGGACAAAUCCGCUAUUCUAUACCAGAAGAGAUGAGGAAAGGACUCUUUGUCGGGGACAUUGCAAAAGACCUGGGCUUGGAUGUCAGACGGUUGGUAUCUGGUCGAGCUCGACUGGUAAUAGAAGAUGAUAAUCAAUAUGUCGUGCUGAACCAGAACAAAGGCCAUAUCGUUGUCAAUGAAAGAAUUGACAGAGAACGAUUAUGCGCUAAGAAAUCUCCGUGCAGCUUUAGUCUGGAAAUUGUUCUUGAAGAGCCACUCGAAUUGUUUUCCAUUACUAUCGAAAUACAAGAUAUAAAUGAUCAUGCUCCCGUUUUCCCCAAAAAAGAAAUUAAUUUAGAAAUUAGCGAAUCGACGCCGACUGGGACUGUGUUUUUGCUUGAUAGUGCAGCUGAUCCUGACGUAGGGACAAACUCACUGCAGAGUUAUUCUUUAAAAGCAAACGAACAUUUUGUUCUCAAACAACAUACUCGAGCAGAUGGGAGUAAAUAUGCCGAAAUGGUGCUUCAGAGUGGUUUGGACCGCGAGAAGCAAAGCAAACAUGCGCUCAUAUUAACGGCUGUCGAUGGUGGCGAGCCGCAGAUGUCCGGAACGGUAAAAAUACACAUAUCUGUGCUGGAUGCAAAUGACAACUCGCCCGUUUUUACACAGUCCAUAUACAAAGCCUCUGUAUUGGAAAAUGCUUUACGAGGCACAAUUAUUGCCACAGUCAGUGCAGUAGACGCUGACCAAGGUUACAAUGGUAACGUUACAUAUUCAUUCACACACCUAGAAGAUGGUUCCGCUUGUCCUUUUGAAAUAAAUUCCAACAUAGGUGAGAUUAAACUAGUCGGGGAUAUCGAUUAUGAGGCUUCUCCAAAUUACGAGAUAAACCUCCAAGCAAAAGAUCCAUGGGGUGUCACAGGAGCCAGCAAGUUAGUGAUCGAAAUAGUAGAUGAAAAUGAUAACAGUCCAGUAAUCACAAUGGCUUCCUAUUCGGGGAAGAUUUCAGAAGAUUCUCCUCCUGGCACAGUUGUGGCGUUAAUUAGUGUCCAAGAUAAAGAUUCUGGAAAAAACGGACAGGUGCAUUUAACUAUAGAUGAACAUCUGCCUUUCAAAAUUAAAUCUUCCCUCAGAAACUAUUAUACAUUAAUCACUGCGCAAACUCUCGACCGAGAGAAGCUUCCCACAUACAACAUUACUCUCACUGCCACUGAUGAGGGCUUCCCAGUAUUAUCGAACAAAAAAUCCGUCUAUUUAGAAGUUAGCGAUAUUAAUGACAACGCUCCAGUUUUUAGUCAAAGUCUUUACAGCGCUCAGGUAACGGAAAACAAUUCUCCAGGUGUCCCUCUGUUGCAGAUUAGUGCUACUGAUUUGGACCAGGGCCAGAAUGCACGUAUAUCAUAUUUUCUUUUUGAAGACGAGCUGAAUGGAAAUCCGGUAUCCGCAUAUUUCUCCAUUAAUACAGAAAGUGGAGUCAUUCAGUCUCUGCGUUCACUGGACUAUGAACAAGUCAAAGAGUAUCAAAUACGAGUUAAAGCACAAGAUGGUGGGUCACCCCCACAAAGUAGUAACACAUCAGUUAUUGUACAUGUACAGGACCAGAACGACAACCCCCCUCAGGUUCUGUACCCAGUCCAGACUGGUGGCUCUCUGGUGGCUGAAAUGGUGCCUCGUUCAGCAGAUGUGGGCUAUCUGGUGACUAAAGUGGUGGCUGUUGAUGUGGACUCUGGACAGAAUGCCUGGCUCUCCUAUAAACUGCAGAAAGCCACAGACAGGGCGCUGUUUGAAGUGGGCUUACAGAAUGGAGAAAUCAGAACUAUCCGCCAAGUCACUGAUAAAGAUGCUGUCAAACAAAGACUGACUGUUAUAGUGGAGGACAACGGGCAGCCCUCUCGUUCAGCUACAGUCAUUGUUAACGUGGCGGUGGCGGACAGCUUCCCUGAAGUGCUGUCGGAGUUCACUGAGUUGACCCACGACAAGGAGUACAAUGACAACCUGACUUUUUACUUAGUCUUGGCUCUGGCUGUAGUUUCCUUCCUCUUCAUCACGUGUUUAGUGGUUAUUAUAUCAGUCAAAAUCUACAGGUGGAGACAGUCUCGCAUCCUGUAUCACUCCAACCUGCCUGUCAUUCCAUAUUAUCCACCACGUUACUCAGACACUUUGGGGACAGGGACUCUUCCACAUGUGUACAAUUACGAGGUGUGCAGGACGACUGACUCCAGAAAGAGUGACUGUAAGUUCGGCAGAGCUGGUAGUCAGAACGUGCUGAUAAUGGACCCCAGUUCUACAGGAACGAUGCAGCGGAUACAGAGUGAAAAGAGCAUCCUGGAUGAACCAGACUCUCCUCUAGAGGUUAGUUUAAUGAUCCACUGAUUUUAUUAACGUUCAGUCAAUUAUAUUGGAAUAGUUUAUUAC